GCAGGUCUUAAUUUCAUGUCUUUGUUCUUACUGCAAUCUGAAAUUAUGAUCACUAAUUUUACAAGGAUGCGAAGCUUCUUCCUCCUUGGAUUCCCUGGACUUUCACCACAGUAUUACGGGCCUGUAUCUGCUCUGCUUUUUUUCAUCUACCAAGCUAUUGUAGUAGGAAAUAUUUUCAUUACAGCAUUUAUUGUCUACGAGAAGUCCCUGCAAAAACCGACAUAUAUGGUCUUUUGUCACCUGGCACUGAAUGAUUUGACAUUUGGCACUGUUACUCUGCCAAAAAUCAUAGCAAAAUAUUGGUUUGGUGAUGGCAUUAUAACGUUUUAUGGGUGUUUUGUACAGAUGUUCUUUGUUCAUUAUUUAGGAUCAGUAACUUCUUUCAUGUUGUCGGUAAUGGCUCUUGAUCGAUUCAUUGCAGUAUGUAUUCCGCUGCGUUAUCCUGUCCUGAUCACAAACGGCAUCAUAUCUGUGCUGUGUGGGUUUGCUUGGUUCAUACCUCUGCCUCUGAUGGUAGCAAUUGUACUCCAUGCCUUCACUUUACCUUACUGUAAAUCAAAUGUCAUUGCUCAGUGCUACUGUGACCACAUUUCUAUAACAAGUCAGGCAUGUGGAGAGGAUGUUACAAUAGUUAGAGUUACUGCACUGUGUUUUGCCAUGCUCUGUCUUUUGCUUCCACUUGCAUUUAUUUUGUUUUCCUACAUUUCUAUUAUUGUGACCAUUAUGACGAUGUCUAAUGUUUCAGGGCGCAAAAGAACCUUAUCAACUUGCACUCCACAAAUAUUUAUCACAUGUCUCUUUUACCUGCCCAGAUGUUUUGUGUAUGUGGCCAACACUGUUGGAUUUUCUUUUAACAUGGAUGUGCGCAUUAUAUUGGUAUUGUUGUACAGUCUUUUACCUGCUGCUGUCAAUCCAUUCAUAUACUGUUUUAAGACCAGAGACAUUAAGCAGAUGUUGAUUAAGAGGCUGAAGAAAACUAAAAUUGGAAUAGAGAUCAAAUUUUCUCAAUAAUGUAUAUCAGACAGAUGAGGCACAAUUCACAUGUUAAGCUGAAAAAAUCUGUUUGUAUACACCAUGGGUCUCAAACUCGUGGACGAUAUUUUGUGGUCCCCUACUUGACAUCUAAGUUUAGUGAUAGUGCAGCCCCUGCAUUUUUCUCAUAUGCACCUUUUUUUUUAAGUUAUAUUUUUUGGCUUUUUUCUGCUUUAUUGAUAGGACAGCAAUGAGAGAAAGACAGGAGAGUGGUGAAGGAGCUGCAGCAAAGGGUCAUGAGCUGGAUUCAAACUCAUGACUACUGCAUCAGGGACUAUAGCCCAUUUAUGGGUUGCCCACUCAACCUGUUGAGCUACUGUGGCGCCUGUCAAAUACACCUUUCUGCCGAGUUGUUGUGUGUGCCGCACUUGCCGUGGGCCUUAAUAUAUAUUUUUAAUUUAUUUUUUUCAUCACUUAUGGCCUACCAUAGUUUAGGCUCACAGCUUCCAGUGGCAUUUGCUGUGAAGUUAGUCAAUGCAAAUUACUAAUGUUAGUCACUUGCUUGGAACGUGAUUGCACAGCGACACCAAGUGGAAGGAAAAUAUAUCCUGUCAGUCAGCCCCAGUCAUGUCUUUCUCAAAAUCUGCCAUGAAGACAAAGGUUGGCGACGAGGACAGACAAUUUCAGGGCAAGUGGGAGAUGGAAUACUUUUUUGUUGAGCACAGGGGCAGCCUGACGUGUCUUCUAUGCACAGAGAAAGUUGAGGUGCCAAAGGAAUACAACAACGGGAAAGCCAAUCAAAGAAGGCGAGCUUGUCAAAAAGUACAUGUUACAGGCUGCAAGUAUAGUCUGUCCAGAAAAGAAGGGUCAGCGUAGCAACAUCAGCUUUUCAGCCAAUAUAAUGGCAGAGCGCAUUUCUCAACUGUCAGGUAACAUAUAUGAUCAACUGCGUGAGAAAACCAAACGUUUCUGUGUAUACUCAAUCGCUCUUGAUGAGAGCACAGACACCACUGAGACUCCACAGUUUGCAAUUUAUGUCCAUGGUGUUGAUGACAAUUUUGAAGUGAUGGAGUAGAGGAGUUGCUCACAGUGAUUCCAAUGUAUGGCCAGACCACCACUCAGGAGAUGUUCUGCCAGCUGUGUGAUGCCAUUGUGGAUGCUAGUUUGCCUUGGAAGAGGUUUGCCCUGUCAUUCAUCAAUGACAGGGAGGAGAAAUGGACUUGUUGCAUUUUUUCAAAGAAAAUUGGAAGGCUGUGGUGAAGGCCAUUGCUCUGCAUUAUCCAUCAGCAAGCCUUUUGCAGAAAAUGCCUGAAGUUUGAUGGCACCUUUUUGAAGGAAAUAGAAUCAGCAAAUGAGGAUGUGCUCUACUUCACCGAGGUACGUUGGCUCAGCAGGAGGAAACGGCUUGAAGAGGUUUUUUGAGUUGAGAGCAGAAUGGACAAGGAUGGGAUGGCUGUUCUUGUGCUAAGUGAUCCCAAAUGGCUCAUGGACUUAGCUUUUCUUGUUGACAUCACACAGCUGAGUCUAGGUUGAGACCCCUGGUUUACACAUUUCUGAUUGUUAAGUCAACCCCACCUUCAAUUUUUAGGAUUUAAACUUGGCCUCCACUCACACACACACACACUUAACUUUUUUUUCUAUCCUCUUUGCCUACUCAAAUUCCAUCCAGUGCACUGAAUCAAUGCAACGCUAAACUAUUUCCAUUUGAAUGCACAUUUUGAAAUUUGAACCUUCUUUUUUUUUUUUUAAGCACAAUUUAAACAUUUAAUGUUCAGGAAAUUCUAAUCUCCAACUUUCAACUACAGCAUGUCAAUUUUAUACAACGCAUAUUUAAAUCAUUUGACUUUUUGUCUUUUCCUUCUUCUAUAAGACAAAAAGGUAUGACGUUAAUAUCCCUGUCAUUUAAUGUUCAGAAGUAUACCCUAAAUGCUGGGCCCCUAUUUGUGUUCAUGACUGUGGUUACUUUAAAUAUGUGUAACUAUCCUAAUUUUACUGCUGACAGUGAUAAGACUAACAUUGUGUCUCCAUCCACAAAGAGUGAACAGUUUGUGUGUCAAAGCAGGUUACAAAUUGUUGACAGAAAGAAAAAAAAACUAUUUCAAAAAAAAAAUAUAUAUAUAUAGCAUUGAAGCUUAAGGGCUUGAGAGAUUUGGCAGCCGGAAUGAAUUUAGCAGGAGUUAGAUGUGUAGUAUGCCAUCCCAAUCCACUACACAUUUUGUGAAAUCCAGAGAUUACCUCCUCAUGGCUCACUGGCUGUCCGUUUAGUUUGUAGUGGAAAAAAUCUGGUGUUUGCACACAGUUGUGCAAAACAAACAACAAACAAAAUGGCUCGGAAUGAUCUACAUACUAAUAUUUCAGCGUGUCUUGUGUAUGAUCGAGCUCAGGCAAUCUAAUAACCGACUGAUGAGAUCGUCAUAGCAACUAAAUUUCUAAGAUGUGUGUCUGUAAAACAAUUAUUUUAAAAUAGCUUUGCACAUUUCAUAUUUUUAUGGUCGUGGCUUUUUCAUUACUAUGAAGUGUUUCAGCUGUAACUGCUUUGCAAAUUCUGUACUGUAUUCAUACAGUGGAAGUAAUAAACUAGUAGGAAGAAAAAAAUAAUGU
Messenger RNA from Amphiprion ocellaris (clown anemonefish), 3573 nucleotides. RefSeq names its product olfactory receptor 2AT4-like. Gene Ontology annotation, biological process: G protein-coupled receptor signaling pathway. NCBI's taxonomy places the organism in Eukaryota, Metazoa, Chordata, Actinopteri, Pomacentridae. The record is from RefSeq and is a predicted model, not a curated record. The transcript has a single exon. Bases 16 to 1011 code for a protein of 331 amino acids. Gene Ontology annotation, cellular component: membrane. Gene Ontology annotation, molecular function: G protein-coupled receptor activity; olfactory receptor activity.